UAACUCAUGUACGACGAACAGCUGUAGUUGUCUGUGUCAAAUCCUCGGCAGGGGGUUAGCCCUGUUCCAAUUGUUGCCGCUUGUAAAUCGAUUUACGGUGAGUGAAGUAAAUAGUUACGUUCAAUUGGUGUGCCAAGAAUCCUAAAGUUCGAUAAUUCGAAGAUUGAAUAUACAUAUAACGAAGGAAAUAAGAGAGAAAAGGGACAAACGAGAGAAUAAAAGGGAGUACAUAAUAGUUUCUUCGUUUUGAAAUACGACAGAGAAGAGAUCGAACCGACAUCAUGGCGUUCGCUGGAUUGAAGAAACAAAUCAACAAAGCUAAUCAGUAUAUGACGGAGAAGAUGGGCGGCGCCGAGGGAACCAAGCUCGACGUCGACUUCGUUGAUAUGGAGAGGAAAACAGACGUGACCAACGAGUUGGUAGAAGAGUUACAAAUGAAAACGAAAGAAUUCCUCCAACCGAAUCCAACGGCAAGAGCGAAGAUGGCGGCGGUCAAGGGCAUUAGUAAACUCAGUGGCCAAGCAAAGGCCUCGACCUAUCCUCAACCCGAAGGUGUUCUUGGCGAUUGCAUGCUUACAUAUGGCAAAAAACUAGGAGAGGAUAGUAUUUUCGCUCAGGCCCUUAUUGAAAUGGGUGACGCGAUGAAGCAGAUGGCCGACGUAAAAUAUUCCUUGGACGAUAACAUAAAGCAAAACUUUUUGGAACCUUUGCACCAUCUGCAGACCAAGGAUCUCAAGGAAGUUAUGCAUCAUCGGAAGAAACUUCAGGGAAGGCGAUUGGACUUUGACUGCAAGCGAAGACGUCAAGCUAAAGCUGUGGGAAAGAGAUCGGGAAGCCCACAUUUUGGAAGUCCAGCAAAAACUGCACCCUACGCCGGUUCUCACGUUUCAGACGACGAGAUUCGGCAGGCCGAAGAAAAGUUUGCCGAGAGUCUUCAUCUUGCCCAAAUGGGCAUGUUCAAUUUACUGGAGAACGAUGUAAGUGAUGGUUAUGUCGAACAAGUUGCUCAAUUGGCGACAUUCAGCGAAGCACUUUUAGAAUAUCAUCAACAAUGCAUCGACAUUUUGCGAAUCCUAACUGAUAAACUUUUGGAAAAGAAAGAAGAAGCAGCGAUCAGACCAAAAAUGGAAUUCGUUCCAAAGACGUUUGCUGAUCUACACGUCGAAGGUUUAACAACUUCGGAUGCCAUGAACGGUGGGAACUUCUCCCUUCACGGAGCAAGUCGAGCCGGUUCUCCUGUCCAUGGAGACGGGAAGCGUUCGCAGCUCGAACUAUUCCCGGCCGGAAAUCCGCCGCAAUCUGCCAAUGCUUCGCCAUUGCCAUCACCGAGCAAAUCACCGGCUAGGACACCAAUGACGAGACAACCAUGUUGCACGGCUCUCUAUGAUUUUGAACCUGAAAAUGAAGGAGAACUUGGAUUCAAGGAAAAUGAUACCAUCACUCUGAUUCAAAAGAUCGACGAGAAUUGGUACGAAGGUAGCUUAAAUGGACGCAAAGGAUACUUCCCUGUGACUUACGUACAGGUCGUAGUACCGCUUCCCUAAAAUUGAAUGGAGAAAUUGACUUACCAAAGAGAGACCCUUGCAAAUCGUUCGCUAGCGUCUAACCACGAUAAAAUUAAUAAUAAUUAUUGUUAUAUUAUUAUGCCUCUA
This is a messenger RNA of Vespula pensylvanica (western yellowjacket), 1652 nucleotides long. RefSeq names its product endophilin-A (gene EndoA). NCBI's taxonomy places the organism in Eukaryota, Metazoa, Arthropoda, Insecta, Hymenoptera, Vespidae. Gene Ontology annotation, biological process: synaptic vesicle uncoating. Gene Ontology annotation, molecular function: protein binding. The coding region runs from base 282 to 1544 and encodes 420 amino acids. Gene Ontology annotation, cellular component: presynapse; cytoplasm; glutamatergic synapse. The transcript has 13 exons. The record is from RefSeq and is a predicted model, not a curated record.